GGCUUUUGGCGCGAGCGUCUGAAAAAAGGCUAUGGAGGCGGAGCUCCUCCAGCUCCGCGUCUGGGGUCUUGCCUAGGGCAGUGGAUGGCCGCGGGAAAAGCCGAUGGGGUCAGAUCUGUGAUCUAAAUGCUGGCGCGGUUUCUCUCAGACUGCUGAGCCCAAACACCAGCUGCACCUGUGGAGCGGACUGACUUAUCGAGCUUUGGAGUAAUAUUGUACAUAAAAAUGCCUAUUGGAUCCAAAGAGAGGCCAACUUUAUUUGACAUUUUUAAGAUGCGGUGCAACACAACAGAUUUAGGACCAAUAAGCCUUAACUGGUUUGAAGAACUAUCUUCAGAAGCUCCACUCUAUAAUUCUGAACCUGCAGAAGAAUCUGAAUGUAAGGUCAACAAUUGUGAACCAAAUUUGUUUAAAACACCACGAAGGAAACUCUCUUAUCAUCAGUUGGCAUCAACUCCAAUCGUAUUCAAAGAUCAAGGUCCGAUAUACCAAUCUCCUUUAAAAGAAUUAGAUAAAUACAGAUCAGAUUCAGGAAAGGAUAUUGCCAAUAAUGAACGUAAAAGUUGUUGCACAAUGAAGUCUAAAAUAGAUCAAGCAAAUGAUGUUGCCAGUCCACUUCUAAAUUCCUAUCUUAGUGAAAGUCCUGUUCUACGAUGUACAAAUGUAACACCACAAAGAAAAAAGUCAGUGGUAUGUGGGAGUUUGUUUCAUACACCAAAGCUUAUGAAGGGUCAGACACAAAAACAUAUUUCUGAAAGUCUGGGAGCUGAGAUGGAUUCUGAUAUGUCUUGGUCAAGUUCUUUAGCCACACCACCAACCCUUAGUUCCACUGUGCUCAUAGUAAGAGAUGAAGAAGCAUCUGAAACUGUUGAUACUACUGCUAUUUUGAGAAACCAUUCUUCUAAAGAUGGAAGUGUGAAGAAAAAUGAGAGAUUCAUCCUUUCUGUGACAGAAAAUGAAAACAAAAAUCAAAGAGAAGCUAGAAGCCAAAGAUUGAGGAAAGUAUUAGGAAAUUCAUUUGGUAAAAUAAAUAGUUGUAAAGACCACUUUGGAAAGUCCAUGCCAAAUGUUCUAGAAGAUGAAGUAUGUGAACCAGUUGCAAAUAUUUCUGAAGAAGAUAGUUUUUCAUUAUGUUUCUCUGAGUAUAAAAUGGAAAAUCUUAAACUAAAAAGUGAGGAUAGAGAAAAAAAUUUUUAUGAAACAAAAACUGACAAAUAUGAUGAAGCUAAAGAACAAAUGAAGGAAAAUAAGCAUUCAUUUGCAUUUGAAAUUGAAGCAAAGAAUAGUGAUCCAUUAGAUUCAAAUUUAACAACUCAGAAGCCCUUAGAAAGUGGAAAUGAUAAAAUCUCCAAGGAGUUGGUACAAUCUGAAUGGUCUCAACUAAGUGUGUCUGGUCUAAAUGAAAUCCAGAUGGAGAAAAUAGCCAUAAUGCAUGUUUCUUCGUGUGACCAAAAUAAUUCAGAAAAAGACCUGAUAGACACAGAGAAAUCAUGUAUCAAGUUUAUUACUCCUGAAAGUUCUUUGUCUCAUAUUUCUGGUCUACCAAAAUUAGAGAAGAUAUUAAAUGAGGAAACAGUGGUACAUAAGAUAGAUGAAACGCAGCAUGUUGAAUCUCAUGAUUCCAUUCUUGGAGCGAAGCCAGCAACAUCUGAGAUUUCUCCAAUAGGUUCUCCAUUUCAGGGUAUCAAAAAGUCCAUAUUCAAGAUAAGAGAAUCAGCUGAGGAGACUCUGGGGACAGUUUUCUUAGGUGACAUGAGUAAUUCAGACUUGAAUGAAACAGAAAUCCCUGAAAGAGAAAUGGAAACACAUGCUUUUUACUCACAGAAAGAAAAUUCUUUAUGUCAGAGUUUUGUCGAUGAUGGAAGCAAGCCAGCCACUGUUACACAUUCUUCUGUAACUUUGAAGAAUACAAGUUUAAUAUCCACUUUGAAGAAGAAAACCAAAAAAUUCAUUUAUGCUGUAAAGGAUGAAGACUUCUAUCAAGGAAAAAAGAUACAGAAAGACCAAAAUUCAGAAGUUACUAACUGCUCAGGACAGUUUGAAGCAAAUGCUUUAGAUGUACCACUUGUAUGUAAAAAUGCUGAUUCAGGUUUAUUGCAUUCUUCUGUCAAAAGAAACUGUUUACAGGGUGAUUCUGAAGAACAAACUUUGUCCAAAACCAAUUCUUUUGGGACAAUAUUAAGGAAAUGUUCCAAUGAUGAGAAUAGUUCCAAUAAUGCAGUAAUAUCUCAAGAUCUUCAUUAUAAGGAAGCAAAACUUAAUAAGGAAAAAUUGCCAUCAUUUAUAACCGCAGAAACUGAUUGUCUGUCAUGCCUGCAAGAAAGACAAUGUGAAGAUGAUCCAAAAAGCCAACAAGUUUCAAAUAUAAGAGCAAAGAUCGUGACUUCAGCAUAUCACCCUGCAAUUCAGCAUUUAGAGAUGGAAUGUAAUAGCACUUACUCUCAAUCCCAAAAUGGUUUUUUGGAUGACCAUGAUAAUACCAACACUUGGAUUUUAACUCCUAGCUCCAAGGAUCUUAAAUCAAACUCGACUGUGAUUUCUGGAGAAAAAGAAUCAUACAAAAUGUCAGAGGAAACAAAAUACAGGAAUUGUGAAAGUGAUGCUGAAUUAACCAAAAAUAGUCCCAUAGAAAAAAAUCAAGAAAUAUGGGGUUUAAGUGAAAAUUUUGAAAAAGCUGAGCUGUUGCCACUUGAAAAACAUGUAACAGUAACAUCUCCUUCAAUGAAAGUUCAAUUCAACAAAAUUACAAAUCUAACGGUAAUCCAACAAGACCAAGAAGAAACUACUUUAAUUUCAGAAAUAACUGUCAAUUCAAACUCUGAAGAACUUUUCCCAGACAAUGAGAAUAGUUUUGUCUUUCAAAGAAAUAAUGAGAGCAAUAAUCCUGUUUCAGGAAAUACUGAGGAACGUAAUGAAACUGACCUCAAUUAUAUGAAAGAAUCCAAUCUCCAGAACCCUACCAUGGUAGUACUUGAAGACAUAGAUGACAAGCAGACAACUCAGGUAUUGAUUGCAAAAGAUUCUGACUCAUCAAAUAUGGUCCAUGAUGUUAUAGAGGAGAACAGAAAUACUGUGACACAGCAUCUAAAAAUUAAUAUAGAUCAAGAUUUAAAAUCAGGCAUCUCCUUAGAUAAACAUAUUAAAUCAAAUAGAAAUAAUGAUUACAUGGACAGGUGGUCAGGUCUUUUAGAUCCAAUUUCAAAUCACAGUUUUGGAGGUAGCUUCAGAACAGCUUCUAAUAAAGAAAUAAAACUCUCUGAACAUAAAAUUAAUAAAAGCAAAAUGCUCUUCAAAGAUAUUGAAGAACAGUAUCCUACUAGUUUGGCUUGUGUUGAAACUUUAAAUACAACAUCGUUAGAUAAUCAGAAAAAACUAAGGAAACCUGAUAUAUUUGAUUCACAGUCAAAUAAUGCUAUAUCUGCAUAUAUGCAAAAUAGUGCAUUUGUUUCUGAUUGUGAAAAUAAUCAUACAGCCACUCAGGUGUUAUCUUUAAAGCAAGAUCUUAAUUCAAACCAUAAUUUAACACCUAGCCAAAAGGCAGAAAUUACAGAACUUUCUGCCAUUUUAGAAGAAUCAGGAAGUCAGUUUGAAUUUACACAGUUCAGAAAACCUAGCCAUAUAACACAAGGUGAUACCUUUGAAGUGCCUGAAAACCAAAUGACCAUCUUAAAUACCACAUCUGAGGAAUGUAAAGAUGUCAAUCACCAGCUUAGCAUUAAUGCCUCAUCUCUUAGUCAGGUAGAGAGGAGCAAGAAAUUUGAAGAUGCAGUUGGAACUAAACACAAGUUUGCUUGCUCAUUGAAAAAUAACUGCAACAAAACUGCUACUUAUUUAACAGAUGAAAAUGAAGUGGUAUUUAGAGGUUUUUAUUCUGCCCUUGGCACAAGACUGAAUGUUUCCAGUGAAGCUCUGCAAAAAGCUGUGAAACUGUUCAGUGACAUUGAGAGUAUUAGUCAGGAAACUUCUGCAGAUGUAUAUCCAAGAAGUUUCCCUUCAGGUAAAUGUCAUGAUUCUAUUGCUUCAGUGAUUAAAGUAGAAAAUCAUAACAAUGAUCAAAAUUUAAGUGAGAAACAUAAUAAAUGCCAACUAAUAUCACAAAAUGAUAGUGAAGUAACCCCUGAUGUUUUUGGCAACGAAAAUACUGAAAAUUAUAAGAGAAACACAGAAGAUGAAGUUAAUAAUAGAAAUACUUAUAAAUUAAGAGAAUCUGAUGUCAGAGAUUCAAGGAAAAAUUAUACAGUUGAUAUUCAUACGAAUGAAAAUGACUUGCAAUGUAUUGAUCAGCACGCCCAAUUUGUGAAGGAGGAAAACACUCAGAAUAAAGAAAGUUUGUCAGAUUUAACUUGUUUGGAAGUUGUGAAAGCUGAAGAAAUACAUCAUAUUAAUACUUCAAAUGAAGAAGAGUUAACUACAGAUAAAAUAGAGCAAAAUGUAAAAGCUGUUGGAAUUUUUGACAUAUCCUUUCAGACUGCAGCUGGGAGAAAUAUCAAAGUCUCCAAAGAGUCAUUAAAUAAGGUUGCAAAUUUCUUUGAUAAAGAAACAGAAGAAGAAUUGAAUAACUUUUCAAAUUGCUUGAAAUCUAAGUUACUUUGUGACAUGAAUAAGAGCGAAGUAGAUUUUUCAAGUCAUGAGGAACCAGACAUGGUUAAAAACAAAAUAUUUAAAGAACCUAUCCCGGUUAGUACUGAAAAUCAAUUACUGACUGCCCAGCAGCAACCAGAAUGUGGAAUAGAAAAGAUCAAAGAACCUACUCUGUUGGGUUUUCACACAGCUAGUGGGAAAAAAGUAAAAAUUACAAAGGAAUCUUUUGACAGAGUCAAAAAUCUUUUUGAUGAAAAGAAGCAAGAUAGUGAAAUUGCCAGUUUCACCCAUCAAGGGGCAAACACUCUAAAGGAUAGGGAGAACUGUAAAGAAGGACUUGAAUUAGCACUUGACACCAUUGAGAUAACUGUGCCAAAGUGUGAAGAAAUGCAGAAUUAUCUAGAUUGUAAUGACAAAAACUUUGCUUUUAGUGACACUAGGCUACUGCCCAGGCUAAGUGAUAAUUUACAUAGACAAACUGAAAGUCUGAAAACAAAUAGUAUCUCUUUGAAAGUUAAAAUACAUGAAAAUACAGAAAAAGAAGCACUAAGAAAUCCUACAGGAUGUUUCCCAAAUCAGUCUUUAGCCAUUGAAAAUUCAGAUUUGGCAUUUUACACAGGACUUAGCAAAAAAGUUUCUGUGAGUCAAGCUUCACUGUUUGAAGCAAAAAAAUGGCUUAAAGAAGGAGAACUGGAUGAUCAAUCAGAAAAAAAUGCUGCCCAGGUUAUAUGUGUAAAGAAAUACCUGGACAAUUAUGUAGGAAAUCAUUCAUACGAAAAUAGUUCAAACAGUAUCAUAACUGAAAGUGGCAAAAAUCCUCUCUCUGGAAAACAAGAUUCACCUUAUUUAAGAAACAGUGUAUCUAAUGGCUAUUCAUGUCAUUCUGAUGAGAUACAUAAUCACUCAGAGUACCCCUCAAAAAAUAAAAUUGUUUCUGGUCUUGAGCCAUUAGUGAAGAAUGUUGACCAAAACACCAAAGUUAUACCUAGUGUAAGAGAAGAAGCCACAUGCCCACAAACUAUAAAUGAAGAUGUUUGUGAUCCAGAAUUUGUGACUAACUCUUCAUCAUGCAGAAAUAAAGAUAAAGCCAUUAAACUAGCUGUACCUCAUUCAGAUAAUUCUAAGGUAGGGCCACCUGUAUUCAGUACAGCCAGUGGUAAAACAGUCUGUGUUUCACAUGAAGCAAUAAAAAAAGUAAGAGAGAUACUUACAGAUGACUAUAGUGAAGUAAUUAAGCCAAACACUGAGAGUAAGUCAGACACUUCUCAAACAAAAACUGUGACAUUAUUGGAGGAUUCAAAGGAUAUUUUUCCUAACUCUAUAGAAAAUGGUGGAUAUAAAAUGUAUUCACAUAAAGUUUUUGCUGACAUUGAAAAUGAACAAAUGUUACAACAUAACCAAAGUAUGUCUGGAUUAGAGAAAGUUUCUGAUGUGUCACUCUGUCAUGUUAGCUUGAAAACUUCAGAUGUAUGUAAUUUUACUCUAGGGGAGCAUCCCCAGUCAGUCUCUUCUACAAAUUCUGGAAUUUUUAGCACAGCAAGUGGAAAAUCUGUGCAUGUGUCAGAUGCUUCCUUACAAAAGGCGAAAGAGAUGUUUUCUGAGACAGAAGAUAGUGCUGAACAACUGUUUUCUAAAGUAUCUUUUAAAAGUAAAGAAUGUUCAGACCAAUUCACCAGAGAAGAGAAUUCUAUGACAGAUAUCCCAAAAAAUUUACUGUCAUCUCAGAAAGACUUUUCAAAUAAAGUGAUAAAUUCAUUUGCUUUCUCUGGAUUUAGUACAGCAAGUGGAAAGCAAGUUUCAAUUUCAGAAAGUGCCUUACAUAAAGUCAAGGGAAUGUUGGAAGAAUUUGACUUAAUCAGAACCGAAUGUUCUCUUCGGGAUUCACCUACAUGUAAACAAAGUGUAUCAAAAGUAACCCCUCCUCCUUGUGUUGAUAAGAGAACCUCAGAAUACUCUGUAAACUUUAAAAGAGAAAACACCUGCAGUGAAAAAUUUGAGUUAUCAGGUAACUCUAAUAGUAAAAGUGGUUCUUCAGAAAACCAGUGUCUUAAAGUUUUUCCAUAUAUCUCUGAGUUUAAGGAAAAUGAACAACAGUUGGUAUUAGGAACCAAAGUACCACAUGUUGAAAACACUUGUCUUUUGAGAAAAAAGCGAGCUUCACCUAAAAACAUAAAAAUGGAAACUGGUAAAACGGAAACAUUUUCUAGUCCUGUGAGAACAAAUAGAGAAGUUUGUUUUGCUUACUCCAAAGAUCCAGAAAAGUAUUUUGAAAUAGAAGCAGGAGAGAUUGCCAAAGCCUUUAUGGAAGAUGGUGAGCUGACAGAUUCUGAAGCAUCAGAUCGGGCCAAACACUCACGUUUUACAUCCCAAAAAAGUGAGGGAAUGAUUUUAUUAAAUUCAAGAAUUGGAAAAAGAAGAGGAGAUGCCAUUGUCUCAGUUGGAGAACCACCAAUCAAAAGAAACUUGUUAAAUGAAUUUGACAGAAUAAUAGAAAACCAAGACAAAUCAUUAAAGGCUUCAAAAAGCACUCCAGAUGGCACAAUGAAAGAUAGAAGAUUAUUUAUGCAUCAGAUCUCUUUAGAGCCAAUCACCUGUGGACCCUUUCGCACAACUAAGGAACGCCAAGAAAUACAGCAUCCACAUAUUACUGUGCCUGGACAAGAAUUUCUGUCUAAAUCUCAUUUUUAUGAGCACCUGACUUUGAAAAAAUCUUCAAGCAGUUCAUCAGUUUCAGAGCAACCAUUUUCUAAAGUUCCUACCACAACAAAUGAAAAGAUGAGACACUCAAUUACUGCAGACAAAACUACCAAAGUCUUCAUCCCACCUUUUAAAACUAAAUCACAUUUUCACAGAGAUGAACAGUGUGUUAGCAUGGAUAAUAAUUCGGAGGAAAAUAAACAAAACCAAAAAAACAUAGGUGAACAUGAUUCAGCUGAUAAUGAAAAUAAGAUUAAUGAUAGUGAAAUUCAUGAAUUUAACAAAAAAAUCUCCAAACAGGCAGCAGCUAUAAUUUUUACGAAGUAUGAAGAAGAACCUCUAGAUUUCAUUACAAGUCUUCAAAAUGCCAGAGAUAUACAGGAUAUGCGAAUUAAAAAGAAACAAAGGCAACGUGUCUUUCCACAGCCAGGCAGCCUGUAUCUUGCAAAAACAUCCACUCUGCCGAGAGUCUCUCUGAAAUCAGCAGUAGGGAGCCAGAUUCCCUCUGCAUGUUCUCAUAAACAGCUAUAUAUGUAUGGCGUUUCUAAACACUGCAUAAAAAUCAACAGUAAAAAUGCAGAGUCUUUUCAGUUUCACCUUCAGGAUUAUUUUGGUAAGGAAGAUUUAUGGGCUAGAAAGGGGAUACAGUUGGCUGAUGGUGGAUGGCUUGUUCCCUCCAAUGAUGGAAAGGCUGGAAAAGAAGAGUUUUACAGAGCUCUGUGUGAUACCCCUGGUGUGGAUCCAAAGCUUAUUUCUGGAGUCUGGGUCUAUAAUCACUAUAGGUGGAUCAUAUGGAAGCUGGCAGCUAUGGAAUUUGCUUUUCCUAAGGAAUUUGCUAAUAGAUGUCUGACCCCAGAGACAGUGCUUCUUCAACUAAAAUACAGAUAUGAUAUAGAAAUUGAUAGAUGCAGAAGAUCAGCUAUUAAAAAGAUAAUGGAAAGAGAUGAUACAGCUGCAAAAACACUUGUUCUCUGUGUUUCUGACAUAAUUUCAUCAAACACAGAUACAUCUGAAAAUUCCAGCAGUAAAACUAGUUGUGUGGAAACCAAAAAAGUGGCCAUUGUCGAACUCACAGAUGGAUGGUAUCCAAUAAAGGCCCAGUUAGAUCCUCCCCUCUUUGCUCUUUUAAAGAAUGGUAGACUAACUGUGGGUCAGAAGAUCAUUGUUCAUGGAGCAGAACUGGUGGGCCCUCCUGAAGCCUGUUCACCUCUUGAAGCCCCAGACUCUCUUAUGUUAAAGAUUUCUGCUAACAGUACCCGGCCUGCUUGCUGGUAUACAAAGCUUGGAUUCUUUCCUGAUCCUAGGCCUUUUCCUCUGCCCUUGUCAUCACUGUUCAGUGAUGGUGGAAGUGUUGGUUGUGCUGAUGUCAUUAUUCAACGAACAUACCCUAUACAGUGGAUGGAGAAAACAUCUUCUGGGUUCUACAUAUUUCGCAAUGAAAGAGAGGAAGAGAAGGAAGCAGCUAAAUAUGCAGAGGUCCAACAAAAGAAACUGGAAGCCUUAUUCACUAAAAUUCAAGCAGAGUUUGAAGAGCAUGAAGAAAGCACAACAAAACAAUGCACACCGUCACGUGCACUGACCAGACAGCAGAUCCGUGCCCUGCAGGAUGGUGCAGAGCUUUAUGAAGCCGUGAAGAACGCACUGGACCCAGGUUGCCUUGAGAGUUAUUUCAGUGAAGAACAAUUAAAAGCAUUGAAUCAUCACAGACAAAUGCUGAAUGAUAAGAAACAAGCCCAGAUCCAGCUGGAAUUCAGAAAAGCCAUGGAAUCUGCUGGACAAGGGGAUCAAGGCUUAUCAAGGGAUGUUACAACUGUGUGGAAGUUGCGUAUUAUUAGCUAUGAGAAAAAGGAAAAAGAUUCAGUUAUAUUGAGUAUCUGGCGUCCAUCAUCAGACUUAUAUUCACUGUUAACAGAAGGAAAGAGAUACAGAAUUUAUCAUCUCACAACAUCAAAAUCUAAAAGUAAAUAUGAAAGAGCUAACAUACAGUUAGCAUCAACAAAAAAAACUCAAUAUCAACAACUCCUGGCUUCUGAUGAAAUAUUACUCCAGGUUUACCAGCCGAGGGAGCCCCUUCACUUCAGCAGACUGCUAGAUCCAGACUUCCAGCCACCUUAUUCUGAGGUGGAUCUAAUGGGAUUUGUAGUUUCUGUUGUGAAAAAAAUAGGUGCUCCGUUGGUAUAUUUAUCAGAUGAAAAUCAUAAUUUAUUGGCAAUAAAGUUUUGGAUAGACAUUAAUGAAGACAUUAUUAAACCUCAUAUGUUAAUUGCCGCAAGCAAUCUCCAGUGGCGACCAGAAUCCAAAUCAGGAAUUCCUACUUUAUUUGCUAGAGAUAUGUCCGUGUUUUCUGCCAGUCCAAAAGAAGGCCAUUUUCAAGAGACAUUCUACAAAAUGAAAAAUAGUGUUGAGAAUAUUGCUAUGUUUUGCAAUGAGGCAGAAAAGAAGCUUAUGCAUAUACUUAAUGUAAAUGUUCCCAAGUGUUCUACCCCAACUAAAGAGUAUACUUCAGAGCCAUUUGCUGCUCAAACCGUGCUUGGUAUCGGAAGUAAGUUUCUGAUGUCUUCUCCUGUUAGUGACAUAAUUUAUCCCAGUUCUUCAUCACUUUGUACACCAAAGGGGAAGUCUAUUCCCACACCUGUGGCUGCCCAAACGACUUCAAAAUCCUGCUGUAAAGGGGAGAAAGAGGCUGAUGACCCAAAAACCUGCAAAAAAAGAAGAGCCUUGGAUUUUCUGGGUAGACUGCCUUUACCUCCACAUGUUAGUCCCAUUUGUACAUUUGUUUCACCGGCUGCCCAGAAGGCAUUUCAGCCACCACGGAGUUGUGGCACCAAAUAUGAAACACCUGUGAAGAAAAAAGAAUUGACUUCUCCUCAAAUGACUCCACUGAAGAAAUUCAGUGAGACUUCACUUUUGGAAAGUGAUUCAAUAGCUGAUGAAGAGCUCGCAUUAAUAAAUACCCAAGCUCUUUGGUCUGGCUCGGCAGGAGAAAAUCAGCUGGUCAGUGAAUCAACUAGAACUGUUCCCACCAGCUCAAAAGAUAAUCCCGGGCCAAAAAGGCCUUCUGCUACAGCUCUGAACAAAGAACGGGAAGAUCACCAGGCUGGUACAGAAGAAUGUGAGACUACUAGGAAGGACACAAGGACAGUAAAAAAUCUAUCUAAAAGAUUGCAAAGGCGACAAAAACAAAAGUGACAAUCACCUACUGACUCUUAACCUUUCCAGGUUGUAAGACAUACAAUUUCAAACCGCACAUCUUCACAUAACAAGGAAAGAUAAAGUAGUUUCAAAUUACCUGAGUGUGUGUAUAUCAUAGAGAUGCUCUCUGCCUGAUUACAUGUUGGUAUACUUUUAUUUCUGUUGUAUACCUUAAAAUUAACUGUAUAUUUAUUAACUAAUCAAGAAAGAAAAUCUUUAAAUAUUUAUGACUGGAUUUGAUCACUACAAGUAUUAUUUUCAAGCUAAAUAAACAUAUUCUUUUAGAUUGUGUCAUUGAUUAAAUGCAGUCUCCAAGUAGUCGUUCUGCCUCAGGUAAUCCCUGUUAGUUCCCAUUUUAGAGAUUUUUUUAGCUUUAUUCACCAUGCGAUAGUUUUCCUUAGCGCACUUGUUGAUUCUGCGGUAGUUCAUCCUGCGCCAGUCAAGGUGAAUGUGAUGUUUGUCAUGUUUUCACUUGACGUGUUCUUCAUCCUUAAGUCAGUGUAACUCCCUUUUAUGAUUUCAGGGUGUGAUCUCU
Molecule: messenger RNA, 11005 nt
Organism: Lepus europaeus (European hare)
Lineage: Eukaryota; Metazoa; Chordata; Mammalia; Lagomorpha; Leporidae
Gene: BRCA2
Product: BRCA2 DNA repair associated
Exons: 27
Coding region: 226-10467 (3413 amino acids)
Biological process (GO): double-strand break repair via homologous recombination; regulation of DNA-templated transcription
Cellular component (GO): nucleus
Source: RefSeq, a predicted model, not a curated record